Messenger RNA from Phyllostomus hastatus (greater spear-nosed bat), 3080 nucleotides. It is a transcript of the gene CUNH16orf91, whose product is annotated as chromosome unknown C16orf91 homolog. Lineage: Eukaryota; Metazoa; Chordata; Mammalia; Chiroptera; Phyllostomidae. The record is from RefSeq and is a predicted model, not a curated record. Bases 57 to 458 code for a protein of 133 amino acids. The transcript has 2 exons.
CGGAAGUGACGCAUACACCAGCGCGCCGCACAGCCAAGUGGUGAGCAGAGGUCGUGAUGAAUCGCGUCCUAAGUGUGCGGGCUGCAGGGGCUGUCGGGGAGCUGAGGCUCGUAUUCUGGGCUUCCCGAAACCUGCAGUCUCCGCCUGGUUCCCGGGCCCGGACCCAGCCCGAGGGCGAGGAAGAGGACGACCCUAACCGCCCUAUUUUAUUUUCCUCCAGCAAAGCCCAUCCAAGCCGUUGGACUGUGGAGCAUUCCCUGGGAGGGGAGCGGCAGCGACCCUGGUUCAGGGUGCUGCCCUUAAGCCUGUCCCUUAUGGCUCUGGUCGUUUGGUGCUUCUUUAGACAGGAGACCGGCGCGGACCGCUGGUUGAGACAGGUAUUAGAAGAAGAGGUGCCGGAGCCCAGCGAUCGUGCUGAGGAUCCUGGAAUUCCGGCUGCCCACGGAGCGAGAACUUAAAAGUGGCGCCCUGGUGAGGGGGCAGCAGGGGACCAGUCCGCCGCUCUUUGGCUUUGACGUCGCGUUUGACCGUUUCUGUCGUGGUUACGUGCGUCAGCAGAUUGAAGGAUUUGUUUGGAUGGCGCAUCUGACCACGCUGACCCGCGGGAAGGAGAGAGCAAAAUGUCCGCAGAUCGGAACCGGUUCCUUGCUUGAUACCUGAUGCUGAACGGAUAUAUUCAAAUACUUUUUGAACCAUAGAAAAGGUUUUGGUUGCAGCGUGUGCAAUGGUAUUUGUGAUUUUGCUCAAUAUUUUAUCACGUUCCCAAAGCAAUUCUGGCGACACUUGUAAGCCAGUUUGCAGGUCUUUUCUUUUCUGAGACAGAAUAACUGGCAGAAGAGUUAAACUAUUUCAUAAUGUACUAUGGUGUGUAUAAAUUUUAAUUUGCUAAUAUAGAAUUAAGCUAAUAUCCUCUUUUUUGCAUCUCUUUAGUUCUUUUUCAGUUCCUUUGUUUUUCUCUUUUUUCCCCCCAGAAUAGGAACUGAGGGAAAAAAACUAAACAUAAAUUGUGGAAUACAUUAUCAGACGAUACCAGAAAUAAUGGAACUUAGCUCUCUGCAAGUUUUUGUUUUUAGUAAGGCAACAGCUUUGUGAAUAGAACUGAUACAUACUCCUUUUGACAAAUUAUAGGCAGUGUUUUGGGUGUCUAAAUAUGUUUUGCAAGUACUUCUUAGGAAUCUUGCAUAAGUCUGAAAUACAUGGUGCAUAAAAGCAAGACUUUAUUUACAUAAGGUUCUAGUGAAGGGUUUUACCUUGGCAGGUGUAUGAUGCUGAAGUUAAUUAGAGGGUUUUCUCACCAGGGUGUUUUAAGACCACUGGCCCUAUGGCAGUACAUUGGCUUGUCACAAGGCCUCUGCUGAAUUGCUCUAAGUAUCUGGCACACCUUGGGGAAUUCUGCUUGUCAGGGAGGAGAGGCUGAUACAAGUAUGUGCAUUUUUUAAAGAUGGAGAGUCCAAGGUUUGGAAAGACUACCCCCAGUCAUAGCUCAAGUUCCAUUGUCAGUUGCAGUGGGUUCUUUGACCUGGUGUGUGAACUCUUUUUUUUUUUAGAUUUAUUUAUUUUUAGAGGGGAAGGGAAGGAGAAAGAGAGGGAGAGAAACAUCUGUGUGGUUGCCUCGCACACGCCCCCCCUACUGGGGACCUGGCCUGCAAAGCAGGUAUGUGCCCUGGCUGAUCAUUGAACUGGUGACCCUUUGGUUUGCAGGCCGUACUCAAUCCACUGAGCCACGUGAACCAGGACUGAACUCUUGUUUGAGCAACAGGCAUGCAAACCUGAACCCUUUCUUUGCUCUCACUUGCUCCUGCGGGAGAAAAAGUCGAUUAAUGAGAAACUUUUUAUUUUAAUUAAAAGUAACUCAAGAGAAAAGCAAUUGAUCUGGUAAAACUAGACACUACAACAGGCAAAAGGAAGAGAGAACACAUCACACCAUGUGCAACAGAUCCUGGGUGCCUCCAGGGUGGCUAUGAAUGAGGACUUUCCUGGGUUUUGUCAUGAAAAAAAGCAGGACCUAAGGCCCACCUGCAAGUGUGGACAGACCCUCCCAAUACCUGGAUUUUGCAAAGGGGUAACAGCAGAAUAGGUAGACAGGUGAACUGUAAUUGAAAUACUUUUAUUACUUAACCAUUUUUGUAGUAUGCUUGUCUUAUUUCCCCUACUGGGCUGUAGAUUUUAUUUUUCUCAGGGUGCUGGGGACAUUCACUUCCUCAGGUAAGCACCCAAUAAGGAUUUGGGAGGCAGAGGACGAGUGUAAGCGUGCUAGAGCAGAAGCAGUUGCCAUGAUGAGAAAUUAUUGGGCAGGAGGAGAAAAUUGUUUCAAAGAGAAUUAAAGGAAAAGGAGGUUAACUAAAUGGUCUCCCAUAUUUCAAACAGCUGAGUAGUGUUGGAAGGUUCUGGGAGUGCUGUGCAUCUAUUUACCCCCCUGCUCCAGAAGUAAGAUACUUCUAAAUUUAGUGUGAUGUCAUUUCAUAUGCCUAGGUACUACUGUAGCCUUUUAAGAACAGUCUUCAAAAGCACAAAAAAUUACACUGAAUUUUAAUAAUAGCCUAGCAGAAUUUUCUUGGAUCUCUUCCAAGAAGAUGCCUGGCGGGUGAGGAGAAACAGUGGGCAUCUUGGUACUCCCAUCUCUGUAGCAAAGAUCUCCAGAUUUUAAGACCUUGAGCCCCAGCUUCCUUUUCUGAGCUCCAAGUGCCUCGCUAUACAUCUCUCUUAGGUUCCAAAUGGGAUUCAUCUCUUCCCAAACCUGUUUCUUUGUUAGGUAUCCCUUCCAAGCCGGGGACCUUGAAAUUACCUUAGACUUCUUGCUCAUUCCCCUGUUCCUGGCAGUCUGUAAGAUCUCUUCCCUUCAACAAAUUCGUGAGCCCUAUCCUCUGCUUCAUUUUCCUGCUUGAUUUUCUUAGAAAUUAUCAUGCUGAUUUUUUUUUUUUUUUGCCAUUUCCCAGGUUUAAAUGUGAUGCUUGUAGAGGUAAUGAUUCAUUUAGAAAAUGAACAUAAAAAGCAACCGAUAGCUUUUAUUUUAUUGUGUUAUUGUAGUUCAAAAAGUAAUUUACUUACUUGAGAAAAAUAUAUGGAACUGUUAUAUCUUG